AUGGCCCCGCGUGCCAUGCAUCGCGCCUUUUCUACCAGUGCAUGGUGGCGCAAUGCUACACCUGUGAUAGAGUCACGCUCCCCAGACGCCUCUGGCGCGACGAGUCGUCUGCCUAGCUUGGCUCGUAUGCAUCCGGCCGUCUGGGCCUCGCUGCGUGCCCAAGUGCCUUCGGCGAUCGCCGCGCUGGGUGCACGUCUCCAUCUAUUCUCCCACUCUCUUUCGCCAGAAGACCGCGAGCGUCGCACGCGCCUCGUCCAGAUGGCAUGCACACACCCCAGCUUGCUUAGCGUACAGCAAACAGCGUCCGGCUUGCCCCUGUCGGCCAGUGAGCGUCAGGAGGUGCCGGAGUUGCACGAGCAGGUGGAACACAAUGCUCAGCUUGCGACGCUUGGCAACAACUUGCUGGGUCUCCUGGCUGCCGAACAUUUCCAUCUGAAGUACCCGCACCUUCCUACUCGCGUGCUGAAAGCGUUUAUUAGUGCGUACGUCGGUCCGAGCACGCUGGCCGAUGUGGGCGCAGAGCUUGGUGUUCUAGCCCAGGGUGUACAGCGCUGGGAUCGGACAGGCUCGACGACGGUGACGCGCGCCUUGCACAAGGGCGCUAAGACUGUCACCGCGCCGCUGCUCAGCAAGGAUGUGGCUGCGCAAUCGAUGCGCGCGUUGGUCGCCGUGCUCUUCCAGGAGCUAGGUAUGGCGGCGACGCGUGGUUUUGUGCAUAGCCAGUUCCUCAGCCGUCGUCUGGACUUGGCGAGCCUGCUCAAGUUCCGUGACCCGAAACGCGUUCUGUCCACGACCUGCAAAAAAUACGGCAAGCCUGCGCCCCAAAGUCGCUUGCUCGCAGAGACAGGUCGUCUGAGCAUCAACCCUGUGUUUGUCGUGGGCGUGUACAGCGGUGCAGCGAAGCUGGGCGAAGGUACAGGUAGCAGCAUCCGUAUGGCCGAGUUCCGUGCUGCGGAGCAAGCUCUGCGUCGUUUGUACCUGGCGGAAAUGCCUGACGGAAGCUUUGUGCUGCCUUCCACGACCCUUGAUUCGACCCUUGCUGGCCAAGGCCCGAUGCCACACUCUCUCCGGCUUGCUGCGGAUCGCACGAUGGCCCCAGUGUUUGUGCCCCAGCCGCUGGGUCGUAGCGAGGUGCUGCACGAGUCUCGUGGUUGA
Messenger RNA from Malassezia pachydermatis, 1155 nucleotides. Its product is annotated as ribonuclease iii. The transcript has a single exon. Gene Ontology annotation, biological process: rRNA processing; primary miRNA processing; regulation of gene expression. The coding region runs from base 1 to 1155 and encodes 384 amino acids. Gene Ontology annotation, cellular component: nucleus. NCBI's taxonomy places the organism in Eukaryota, Fungi, Basidiomycota, Malasseziomycetes, Malasseziales, Malasseziaceae. The record is from RefSeq and is a predicted model, not a curated record. Gene Ontology annotation, molecular function: ribonuclease III activity; double-stranded RNA binding.